AUGUCGCCCAAGGCUCUGUCCAACAUAAGCAACAAUGAUGGGAAUCCUCAGGGAAACCCCAUCUACUUCGACCAGGGCAAUAUUGAUGUGACAGAGAAUCCCAGGUGCGUGGGUCCGUGCUGUGGGGAAGUGACCAAGUGCACCAACAGAUGUGCAGACCCAAGCUGCUGCAAAGGGAUCGAGGGCGUUGCUAGAUGCGAAGAUUCGUGCUGCGAAGAAGUAUCAAAGGACAACACCAUUUACUUGAACCUGGGCAAUAUUGAUGUGUCGCAGACUCCCAAGUGCAUGGAUCCCUGCAGUGAGGAAGUGACCAAGUACACCACCUCAUGUGCGGACCCAAGCUGCUGCAAAGGGAUCGAGGGUGCCACCAGAUGCGAAGAUUCAUGCUGUGAAGAAGUGAUUAAGGGCACCACCAUCUAUUUGAACCUGGAUAAUAUUGAUGUGACGCAGAAUCCCAGACGUGAGGAUCCGUGCUCUGAGGAAGUUGCCAAGUGCACUACGAUUUAUGUGAACUUGGGUAAUAUUGAUAUGACACAGGAUCCCACGUGCGCGUACCCGUACUGUGUGGAAGUGACCAGGUACACCAACACCUGUGGGGACCAAUGCUGCUGGAAAGUGACCAAGGGCACCACCAAAUGUGAAGAUUCGUUCUGUGAAGAUGCGACCAAGGGCAACACCAUUUACUUGAACCUGGGCAAUAUAGAUGUGACACAGAAUCCCAGGUGUGCGGAUCCAUGCCGCAAGGAAGGGAACAAGUUCAACAGCAUUUUCUUGAACCUGGGUAAUAUCUGUGUGACACCGACUCCCCAGAUCACGGGCCGGUGCUGUGAAGAAGUGACCAAGGGCAACACCAUUUUUGUGAACCUGGGCAAUAUUGAUGUGUCCCAGAAUCCCAAGUGCCUGGAUACCUGCUGUGGAGGUGAGACCAAGGACAACACCAUUUACUUGAACGUGGGCAAUAUUUGUGUAAGACCGACUCCCCAGUGCACGGACCGGUGCUCUGAAGAAGUAGCCAAGUGCACCCCCCACUGUGUAGACCCGUGCUGUGGAGGUGAUCAGGCUGUUCCAAACAAUGAUGGGAAUCCUCAGGGAAACCCCAUCUACUUUGACCAGGGCAAUAUUGAUGUGACAGAGAAUCCCAGGUGCGUGGGUCCGUGCUGUGGGGAAGUGACCAAGUGCACCAACAGAUGUGCAGACCCAAGCUGCUGCAAAGGGAUCGAGGGCGUUGCUAGAUGCGAAGAUUCGUGCUGCGAAGAAGUAUCAAAGGACAACACCAUUUACUUGAACCUGGGCAAUAUUGAUGUGUCGCAGACUCCCAAGUGCAUGGAUCCCUGCAGUGAGGAAGUGACCAAGUACACCACCUCAUGUGCGGACCCAAGCUGCUGCAAAGGGAUCGAGGGUGCCACCAGAUGCGAAGAUUCAUGCUGUGAAGAAGUGAUUAAGGGCACCACCAUCUAUUUGAACCUGGAUAAUAUUGAUGUGACGCAGAAUCCCAGACGUGAGGAUCCGUGCUCUGAGGAAGUUGCCAAGUGCACUACGAUUUAUGUGAACUUGGGUAAUAUUGAUAUGACACAGGAUCCCACGUGCGCGUACCCGUACUGUGUGGAAGUGACCAGGUACACCAACACCUGUGGGGACCAAUGCUGCUGGAAAGUGACCAAGGGCACCACCAAAUGUGAAGAUUCGUUCUGUGAAGAUGCGACCAAGGGCAACACCAUUUACUUGAACCUGGGCAAUAUAGAUGUGACACAGAAUCCCAGGUGUGCGGAUCCAUGCCGCAAGGAAGGGAACAAGUGCAACAGCAUUUUCUUGAACCUGGGUAAUAUCUGUGUGACACCGACUCCCCAGAUCACGGGCCGGUGCUUGAAGAAGUGA
Strigops habroptila (Kakapo) is the source of this 1875-nucleotide messenger RNA. RefSeq names its product keratin-associated protein 10-4-like. The transcript is spliced from 3 exons. Lineage: Eukaryota; Metazoa; Chordata; Aves; Psittaciformes; Psittacidae. Bases 1 to 1875 code for a protein of 624 amino acids. The record is from RefSeq and is a predicted model, not a curated record.